This is a messenger RNA of Triplophysa rosa, 5773 nucleotides long. RefSeq names its product poly (ADP-ribose) polymerase family, member 8 (gene parp8). The coding region runs from base 597 to 3176 and encodes 859 amino acids. Gene Ontology annotation, biological process: endoplasmic reticulum unfolded protein response. The transcript is spliced from 26 exons. Lineage: Eukaryota; Metazoa; Chordata; Actinopteri; Cypriniformes; Nemacheilidae. Gene Ontology annotation, molecular function: NAD+ poly-ADP-ribosyltransferase activity; protein serine/threonine kinase activator activity; kinase binding. The record is from RefSeq and is a predicted model, not a curated record. Gene Ontology annotation, cellular component: membrane; intracellular anatomical structure; endoplasmic reticulum tubular network.
UAUGUUUAUAAAAAUAAGAUGCAAUGCAAAAAAAAUUCUCAUGCUGUUACUGGGCACCUUUCCUGUUGCAAAAUCUUUAAGAUGCUGAACAUACUCAGAAGCAGCCGCCUCUGAACUAGUAUGCUCAACAGCAGCCGAGUGGACGCGUGGGGAGAAAAACACGUCCAUGACAUCAUCCGCCUUGUUGUGAUUCCCGUUCCCACCGGGUUCAUCUCGUAGAUGCAAUCGCAGGAUUCCCACACUAAUUCUCACCGGCUCUUCCCGUAACGCUCCGAUGCUCGUACCCGCGUCGGUUUUGACAUCGCCAUUGUGUGGUUAGCAGAGUUAUGAGGACGACUGAGAGAUGCUUCCGGUGUAACGUUAGAAGUGAUAUCUUUAUGAAAGCUGUCGCGAGCAAGAGCUCUCCGCUGUGUCGAUGCGAUCGAGGCUAUUGUUAGACGAGAUGAAACGGUGUCGGUUGGCGUGACACACCUGGAAUUGACAUCAAAGCACGUAUUUAUACUGUUCCUCAUAUACAUCGUGCCUGCAAGAAGAAAGGAAUCGUUCAUUUUCCGCCGAAUAUUAGUUAAAGAAGCCCUUCUAGCGUGUGUUAUUUCAUGGGGAUGUGUUCAAGGCAAGAGAGGAUUCAAAAAGACGUCGACAUCGUAAUUCAAAGGUGUAAGGCAGAGAAAGACAGCCUGUUUUCUGACUUUCGAUUCUCCGACUCCACCUUUACGUUCACCUAUUCAAAAGGACCUAAAAGGGUCUCCUACUCUGUUCACGUCUCUGAUGAUUAUCCAGAUAACACAUUUGUGUCUAACUCUGAAAAUGAUGAUGAAGUAUUAGUCACCAGGGAUCCAAUACCAGUCAUUUUCCACAGAAUCGCAACAGAAAUACGUAUAAAUAAUGAUGCGCCCAGCUGUCCGUCUAUUAAACCAAAACCUCAAACUGACAAAAACCCGUGCCAUUAUGCUAUAGAGGAGGAUUCAGAGGGUGACAAUGAUUCUGAGGAGUUCUACUAUGUUGGGCAGGUAAAUUAUGAUGGAGAGCUUCACAAACACCCCCAGCUGGAGGCCGAUUUGGCAGCCGUGAGGGACUUAUAUGGCCAUCAUGCAGUAUCUCUCAGGGAAUAUGGUGCAAUUGAUGACGUGGACAUCGACCUACACAUAGAUGUCAGUUUCCUAGAUGAGGAGAUUGCACUUGCGUGGGAUGUGAUCAGGAGUGAACCUGUUAUUGUGCGGCUUCACUGCUCGCUUACACAGUAUCUCAAUGGACCAGUUCCCACUGUGGAUGUGUUUCAAGGGUAUUCAAAAGACAGAUUUGGACUGGGACAUCAGCUGAAAAAGAUAAUGCAAACCUUUGUCACACAGCAGUGGAAGUGUCACAGCAAAGAUAAACUCAUCAGCCCACACAGCAAAAAGCAAAGCGAGAAAAAGGUGAAGUCUCCGCUGCACAUUUUUUCAAAUCUGCGCAGAUCCCCCAGCUACCCUCCUCCCGGCUGUGUGAAAAGCAAAAAGAAGCUCAAACCCGAGCAAGAUGGUGUGUCAAAAUCCCACCGUCUGUUGCGCCGAACGUGUUCAAGCACGGUGAAGCCAGAAAUGGACAGCUGCGUCGGCAAGUCCCACAAGCUGCUGAGCCACUCCCUCUCCAGCGACCCACGCAUGGAGCAACAUCAGCCCCUCAAACAGCCCCACCGGCUGCUGCCGAGGCCCUGCUCGACUGCUGUGAAACCGGAGGACUGCCCCCCGCUGCGGCCUCACAAACUGUCGCCGCGGGCGAGCGCGCCGGAGCCUCGCUGCGAACACGCUGCGGGCAGCAACGAUGGCGGUGCUUUGAAGCCCAACCGGCUCCUGAGUCGCUCGUGCUCGGGCAGCGUUCGGACUGAAGAGCUGGACGGCUUGAAGCACCACCACCGUCUGCUCAGCAGGUCUUACUCCAGCAGCACCAAGAUAGGCAAAACGGACAUCUUUAAAGAGCCUGUCACCGAGAGCAGACGCCUCUCCCUUACCUCAGGGCUUAUCGGCAUCCUGGCCCCUUCACUCUCUUCCACACCUCAGCCAAACUUUGGAGCCAAAUCCAUUCCAGUCAGAGACCGAGGCUUCCUUGUGCAGACUAUAGAGUACGCAGAACAGCGUAUCCCCGUACUGAAUGAGUUCUGUGUGGUCUGUGAUGAACCUCAUGUGUUCCAAAAUGGACCAAUGCUCAGACCCACAGUGUGUGAGAGAGAGUUGUGUGUAUUCGCCUUCCAAACGCUAGGGGUCAUGAAUGAGGCUGCCGAUGAGAUUGCCACUGGUGCUCAGGUAGUAGACCUACUGGUCUCCAUGUGCCGAUCUGCACUGGAGUCUCCAAGGAAAGUUGUCAUUUUUGAGCCAUAUCCCUCUGUGGUGGAUCCUAAUGACUCACAAGCACUUGCCUUCAACCCCAGAAAAAAGGACUAUGAUCGAGUGAUGAGAGCUCUUGACAGUAUCGCAUCUAUCAGAGAAAUGACACAGGCUCCGUACCUGGAGAUAAAGAAGCAAAUGGACAAGCACGAUCCACUGGCUCAUCCACUGCUGCAGUGGGUGAUAUCCAGUAACAGGUCACACAUAGUGAAGCUUACUGUUACUAGACAACUGAAGUUCAUGCACACACCCCACCAGUUCCUCCUGCUCAGCAGUCCACCUGCCAAAGAAUCCAACUUUCGAGCUGCCAAAGGCCUCUUCGGGAGUACCUUUGCCUUUCAUGGAUCACACAUAGAAAACUGGCACUCCAUUCUGAGAAAUGGUUUGGUCGUGGCAUCAAACACAAGGCUUCAGCUCCACGGCGCUAUUUAUGGCAUUGGAAUCUAUCUCAGUCCAUUAUCAAGCAUAUCCUUUGGCUACUCAGGGAUGAAUAAAAAACAGCAGAAAGUUGCUUCAAAAGAUGAAACCGCUGCCAAUAAGUCCAGUAUUCAUUUGCAGUCACAGAAGAAAGGCCAGAACCCGCAGUUUCUGCAGAGUCGUAACCUGAAAUGCAUAGCCUUAUGUGAAGUUAUUACAUCUCCAGACCUGCACAAGCAUGGUGACAUCUGGGUAGUUCCAAACACAGAUCAUGUCUGCACACGUUUUUUCUUUGUUUAUGAGGACGGACAGGUAGGUGACACAAGUAUAAACACACAGGACCCUGGUAUUAACAGGGAGAUCCUUCGAGUUAUCGGCAAUCAAACAGCUACCGGAUAAGAGUUUUAACACAAUACAGCUGCCUUGACCUCGUUCUCAAAGCUGGACAUUUGAGCGCUGGAGGUCAACACCAUAUGUAUUUUUGGUCACCACAGAAAACACAGAAUAAAGAACAUUCACAAUCUCUGAAAGACACUAUUUAUACUAUUCCCCUGGGAUAUACUGUACGUAUAUUUACACUGGCUAUUCAAACUCUUACCAUUUUGCUAAGUUUGUAAAACAAAAAGUACAUUUUAGAAGAGCAUGGUAUGUCUUUCAGUUCAACUGAUGGACUACUUAUUUUUUGUAAAGAAUGCAAAACAAUGAAAACACUUUGAAUAAUAUUUUGAGACUUUACUGGAGAAAAUACAAUAUUCCUGUGCGGAUAUGCGCCAUCUGACCUUGUUUACUAAGAGUUGUACUUGUUAAAGUACAUUCAUUUGUGUAAACAAAAGGUGUCUAUAUGCACUUUAUUUUUCUUAAUGUAUGAUAGCGGUUUCAAACUUCCAUGUAAUCCUAAAUGCCUUUCAGAGACAGAAGUAUCUAUUGUUUGACAGUGCUGAACACAAGCAAGAUCUUGAAGACAGUGUAUUUGGAGAUGAUGACAAGUGUACAUCUGUGUAUGUCAAGCUACUUUAAAGUAGCUGUCAGUUUACAAUAUCUAAAGGUCUCCAUUUAGAACUUGCCCAACCUGUCACUUCAUCAACUAUAAUUCAUUCAAAAUAUUCAAAGUAUUUUUCAUUGAGGAGUGAAUAUAUAACAAGACAUAAAAAGAGUAUGAAAAAAUGGAAAAACACAAGAAAAACAAACAAAAAAGACAAUAUAUUUGGCAGCAACAAGUAAAAAUAAGAUGCAUGCUGCUUUCCUUACCUUCUCAAACCAUUUGGUUUUCUUUGGUAUGAUUCUAGAAUUUUUGAUAAAGAAAAAAGUUGGCACCCAAUGGUAAGAUGUCUUUGAAUAUUUCAAUCCUUUUUUGUACUGUGAUUUUAAGGCAGAAUAAGUGUUUGCUGCUUUGGUUGUUUAUACACUGUAAUGUAUUAACGGAAGGUUCAAAUGUGUAAGUAUUCUGUUUUUCAAUUCUUUAUAGUGAUGUUUAGACAUCUCUGUCGUUGUUUAUUUUACUUUCCAAGCAUAAAUUAAAUUGUUAAAUUCACAAAAUCUUUUCUUGAAAAGGAACGAUAGUCACCUAAUAAUAUAGGUAUAAAGAAUUUGUAUAUACAGGUGGCAGAUGUGGUUGCAAAUUUUUAAUCUGUAUUUAGAAUGCCAUUUGAGGAAAUGCAACUUUUACAAGUGAAAAUGUAGCAACACAAAUGUUUUUCACUUAUUCGUGGGCAGAAUCAUGAGUUUUCUUAAACUACAGGCACAUUAAAAUGUGGUAUUUAUCAUUUUGUGUGCAGAAAAGCAUUCUGUAUUUAACAUCCAUGAAAUGCUUGUUACUGUACAUGAUGUUAAGUUGCCAUAUAUAUUUCACUUGAACCCAUUUACACAUUUGACUACUUUCGCUUAUUUCCAGAAUGACUAACAGUGCAUUUACGCUGAGUUGUUACAAACCAUGGUUGGUUAAAAUAUGGACAGAACCAACUGUUAGGUUGUAAAUUUACCAUCAUUGGGUAAAAUCAACGCAGUAUAUGGCUGGUUUUGUCCAUAUUUUACCCAACAUGAGUUUAAGGUGUUCCCUGGAAAUCAAACCCAUGGCCAUACAUCUAACACAAUGCUCUACCAGCCGAGCUACAAAAACUCAAUAUUCCAUUUUAGAUUCAAGUGAUCAGAAUGUUAACAGCUUAGUAUUACAAUAAAUCUAAGGUGAAAGUUAAAUCAAGUAUUGUCAAGUUUGUCAUCACAAAAAGGGGAUGGAUGUAAGUUGUUCACAGAUUUAUCACUCUCGUGUUUGUGUAUUACCUAAGUAGUUAAGGUAAAAUAAUUGUAAAUGAGGUUUUAAAAGAUCAUUACCUUUGGGGUUUUCACACACUCGUCACAGCUGCUUCAUAACAGCUUAACUUAUUUACUUGACCAUAAUUGUUAAAAAUGUUCAUAUGUGAUAGCUGUCGGAAAAGUUUUGUACAUUUCACACACUUUGGUGGAAAACCAUGCUACUUAGCAUUUGGUGCCUUACCGAUACGGAUUUAAUGGCAAACGUGACAAUACUGUCAUAUAUGAAAAUAGUGUAAAUAAUGCCACAACAACAUGAAGGCCAAAUAUUUUCUGUACUAUGUUUUUACUUUUACCUUAUUUUGCGAACUGAUCAAGCUUUUUGUCUUUUUACAAAUUAUGGAAAUAGCAGCUUAUGUACCUGUUUAUGUUCAUUAAAUCCAGAUUUGCCUAUAAUCAUACACCUUUGCAUUUUUUCUUUCUAACUGAAAUUAGGAAUACAAUGAAAAAUUACAAUUACAGUACAUGUUAAUAAGUACUGCAGUAUGCAGACAGUAUCUUAUUGUCAUCUUUUAUCCUCCACUUCAUAAUGCAAACAGUUAAAUUUGUUCCAACCACAAAACCACUAAACAACAUCCGUUCAAACAGUGAACAGCUGCAGAAUGUGCCAGUGUACAAAAGAGAAAGACAGUAAAUGACAAAGUAAUUUUCAUGGAAUCUGCGAAUUGCUUCAGACUGGCUGUUUAAAU